CUGCACAGUGGGACGUGCUGAUGAUUGCACCCAAUCUAAUGUGCAUUUUAUCUUUAAACAGGGGGCAGGAAAGUGCAGGCAUUGUGACCAGUGAUGGAAGUGCUGUAUCCACAUAUAAAGCACAUAAGGGUAUGGGUCUAGUCAACCACGUGUUCAGUGAGGAGUGUCUGAAGAAGCUGAACAUGAGUAAUUUGGGAAUUGGCCACACAAGAUAUUCUACAUCUGGAAAUUCAGCUCUAGAAAACUGCCAGCCAUUUGUGGUUGAAACGCUGCAUGGAAAGAUUGCAGUAGCUCAUAACGGGGAGCUUGUAAAUGCAGCCCAACUAAAGAAGAAGUUGAUGCGUCACGGUGUUGGCCUGUCCACAAGCUCUGACAGUGAACUGAUCAUACAGCUCCUGGCCUUCACACCUCCUAUGGAAGAAGAUCACUCUGCUGACUGGGUGGCACGAAUAAAGAACUUGAUGAAUGAGACCCCAACUUCGUACUCACUUCUCAUCAUGCACAAUGACGUUAUCUAUGCUGUACGUGAUCCCUAUGGCAAUCGUCCGCUCUGCAUCGGGCGGCUCAUUCCUGUGACAAAUGAAAAAAGAGUGAAAAACCCAUUGGAGACGGAGGGUUGGGUAGUGUCCUCUGAAUCCUGUAGCUUUCUCUCCAUUGGUGCAGAGUACUACCGUGAAGUCCUACCUGGGGAGAUAGUGAAAAUCUCUCGUGAUGGCGUACAGACUCUGGAUAUUGUGCCCAGAUACCGAGAGAAAGACCCAUCUGCUUUCUGUAUCUUUGAGUAUGUUUACUUUGCUCGGCCCGACUCCAUUUUUGAAGGUCAGAUGGUGUAUUCAGUCAGAAGAAGGUGUGGACAACAGCUGGCUAUUGAGGCCCCAGUAGAGGCUGACCUGGUCAGCACUGUGCCAGAAUCUGCAACACCUGCAGCUCUUGGUUAUGCAGAGAAGUGUGGUAUGCAGUAUGUGGAAGUGCUCUGUAAAAAUCGCUAUGUCGGUCGCACCUUCAUUCAGCCAAACAUGAGGCUACGGCAGCUUGGUGUGGCUAAAAAGUUUGGCGUCCUGUCGGACAACUUUGUUGGCAAGAGAAUAGUUCUGAUUGAUGACUCCAUUGUACGAGGAAACACAAUUUCUCCCAUUAUUAAGCUGCUGAAGGAUUCUGGAGCCAAAGAGGUUCACAUAAGAGUGGCUUCUCCACCAAUAAGGCAUCCCUGUUAUAUGGGAAUAAAUAUUCCGACAAAAGAAGAACUGAUUGCGAACCGCCCAGAGUUCAACGACCUGGCAGGGUAUAUUGGUGCAAACAGUGUGGUUUACCUGUCUGUGGAAGGACUCACUUCUGCCGUGCGUGAAGGCAUUAAACAUUUCAAAGAUCAACAGAAUGGAUUAAAUGGCACAAACGCGUGCGCCACUUCCCAAGGCCACUGUACAGCAUGCCUUACCGGAGAGUACCCAGUGGAACUGGAAUGGUGACCUCCUCCAAGUCGCGUCAGCUCAUCGUCUUUGAUCUUCCCAGUUGGACAAUGGGGCUCACUGAAGUAGAGAGAAGUGGGGGUGUUACCCGUAGCAGCCUGUGAAACUCUUUUUAUUUUCUUUCAAUGCAGAUUAACCCCUUUACUUUUAUCUUUGUUACUGUGGGCGACGAUGCGGUGCCUUUUUUUUUUUUUUUUUAAUAUGAGUCCGGCUGUUUUAUUUAUUUUUAGAUGAAUGACUGCUGCUACCACAGAAUAAUUGUCAGGGGCGUCUUUCCACUGACAAAAUGUGGACCGACUUUUUGAUGGAACUUUUGAAUUCUGUAAAUCGCCUUUUUUCUGGCCUUUGUUCUUAAAGAGGAUCCGUCACCAGUCCUGACAUGUCUGUUAUUAUAUACAUCUUUUCUCAUAACUCUACUCUUUGCUGUUCCUCUAUUAUUCCUCCUGAAUGUCUAAAUUGACAACUGUGUGUAUCCUAAGGCCUCUUUCACACGGGCGAGUAUUCCGUGCGGAUGCAAUGCGUGAGUUGAACGCAUUGGACCCGCACU
Molecule: messenger RNA, 2013 nt
Organism: Bufo gargarizans (Asiatic toad)
Lineage: Eukaryota; Metazoa; Chordata; Amphibia; Anura; Bufonidae
Gene: PPAT
Product: phosphoribosyl pyrophosphate amidotransferase
Exons: 10
Coding region: 21-1466 (481 amino acids)
Biological process (GO): purine nucleobase biosynthetic process; purine nucleotide biosynthetic process
Molecular function (GO): amidophosphoribosyltransferase activity
Source: RefSeq, a predicted model, not a curated record